GAAAUGGACAUGGAGGGUGCCCUCAACGCAAGGGACCAAGUUGGCAUUCAAGACUUUGUUCUCUUGGAUGAGACAACAGAGGGAGCCUUCCUCAACAACCUCAAGAAACGCUUCAGCAAGGAUCUCAUUUACACCUACAUUGGCACUUUAUUGGUAUCUGUAAACCCCUACAAAGAGUUGGAUAUCUACAAUAAGAAACAGAUGGAUUUGUACAUGGGGGUCAACUUUUUUGAGCUUCCACCACAUAUCUAUGCUCUGGCCGACAACGCCUACCACACCAUGUUGACCGAGUUCAACAAUCACUUCAUCCUCAUCUCGGGAGAGAGCGGAGCAGGGAAGACGGAAGCCUCCAAAAAGAUUCUACAGUAUUACGCAGUCAGCUGUCCAAGCACUGCUCUGCUCAACACUGUCAGGGACAAGAUGCUCAUGUCCAACCCUGUCCUUGAGGCUUUUGGGAAUGCCAAAACGCUGAAAAAUGACAACUCAAGUCGAUUUGGAAAGUAUAUGGACAUUCAGUUUGAUGGUGAGGGCGAUGCAGUUGGUGGGCACAUCCUAAACUACCUGCUUGAAAAGUCCAGGGUGGUGCAUCAGAACCACGGGGAGAGAAACUUCCACAUUUUCUACCAGCUCCUGGAGGGAGGAGAGGAGGACCUGCUGCACCAGCUAGGCCUGGAGAGAGACUGUCAGCAUUAUAGCUAUCUAACCCAAGGAGAGUGUGCCAUUGUGCCAUCUAUCAAUGACAGAAAUGACUGGAAGACAGUCAAAAAUGCACUUCAAGUUAUUGACAUUGAUGCGAUCAACACAAAUCACUUGUUUGGGAUCGUUGCGAGUGUUCUUCACCUGGGGAAUGUUAAGUUUCAGCCUGACAGUAAAGGUUGUGCCACCCUCAACAACACCAAUGCGGAGUUACGUUGGGUGUCAAAUCUUCUUGGAAUUGAUGCUCACAGUCUGCAAGAAGGUUUAACGUACAGGAAGAUUGAAGCCAAAACGGACCAGGUGCUCAGUCCAUUUUCUCUGGAUCACGCCAUCUAUGUGCGGGAUGCCCUGGCCAAGGCCAUUUAUGGGCAUACCUUCACCUGGCUGGUAAACAGGAUAAAUGAGUCCAUGGAGAACACUGACCCUUCAAGAAAAACUGUCAUUGGACUUUUGGACAUCUACGGUUUUGAGGUUUUUAAUAUCAACAGUUUUGAGCAGUUCUGUAUAAACUACUGCAACGAGAAGCUCCAGCAACUUUUCAUCCAGCUCACGCUCAAGGCAGAGCAGGAAGAAUAUCAAGCGGAGGAUAUUGAGUGGGAGCCGGUGCAGUUUUUCAAUAACAAGAUCAUUUGUGAUCUCGUGGAGGAGAGACAUAGAGGAAUCAUAUCAAUCCUGGAUGAGGAGUGUCUGAGACCAGGAGAGGCUACAGACCUCACAUUCCUGGAGAGACUGGAAGAAAAAAUGGGGAACCACCCGCACUUUGUCUCACACAAGCUGGCAGACAAAAAGACACGGAGGACGAUGGAAAGAGGAGAUUUUCGUCUCUUGCAUUAUGCCGGCGAGGUCACCUAUUGUGUUGUGGGUUUUCUGGAUAAAAAUAAUGACCUCUUAUACAAAAACAUUAAAGAUCUGAUAUGUCAAUCAAAAAACAGCAUUGUCAGGCAAUGCUUCUCCUGCAUGGACCCGGACAGCAGGCGGAGACCAGAAACAGUGGCCACCCAGUUUAAGAGCAGCCUGCUGAAGCUGACAGAGAUCCUCAUGGCCAAAGACGCCUGGUACAUACGUUGCCUUAAAUCCAAUGAGUCCAGGAAGCCAGGACAGUUUGAUGAAGCUCUCAUCAGACAUCAGAUCAAAUAUUUGGGCCUGAUGCAGCACCUGAGAGUCAGACGUGCUGGUUUUGCGUAUAGGAGGAAGUACGAUGUCUUUUUACAUCGCUAUAAAGCUCUGUGCCCAGCCACUUGGCCACACUGGAGAGGAGAACCUGCUGAUGGUGUGUUGGUGCUGGUUCAACAUCUGGGCUAUUUUCCAAAUGAGUACAAAAUGGGAAGAACCAAAAUAUUCAUCCGCCAUCCAAGAACCUUGUAUGCUACAGAGGAUGCGUUCGAAAAGUGCAAACAUCAAUUAGCAUCAAGACUCCAGGCCAAAUACAAAGGCUACCGGGCAAAGGGCGAGUUUCGAAAACAGAAGGAGGCCGCAACAAAGAUCGAGACAUGUUGGAGAGGAGUGCAGGCAAGGAAGGAGAGAGACAAGAGAGUGUGGGCUGUGAAAGUCAUUAAACAAUUCAUCAAAGGCUACAUGACCAGAGGGCAAGCAAAAGUCACAGAUAACUCAGAGUAUUUGGCCUUUGUGAGACAGAAUUACCUGAACCGGCUUAAAGAAAACUUGCCAAAAAACGUAUUGGAUAAAACCACGUGGCUAUCUCCACCUCAAGUGCUGGCCGAGACGUCGGAAAUACUUCGUAAACUGCACUACCGCCUCAUGGUGCGGAAAUACGUUAGAGGGAUCACGCCCCAGAGGAAAAUACAGCUUCAAAUGAAGUUCAUUGCCAGCUCCAUAUUCAAGGGGAAAAAGGAAAGUUAUCCACAAAGUGUCGCCCAACCUUUUGUAGAAACACGAAUCAGUGAUCAAGAUAUCAACGCGAGGGUCUUACAAAUGAUUCGACAUGAGCACAUCAAGUACAGCGUCCUGAUGAUUAAAUACGACAGGAACGGUUUCAAAACGAGGCCGCGGCAGCUCAUCUUCACCCAGGCGGCGGCCUACAUGGUGGAGGAGGCAAGGAUCAAACAGAGAAUUUCCUAUACUGCUCUCAAAGGGAUUUCCGUCAGUAAUUUGACUGACAGCAUCAUUGUGUUACACGUAACAUGUGAGGAGCCCAAACAAAAGGGAGAUCUUGUACUGCAGUGCAACCACUUGUUUGAGCUGGUGACCAAACUCAGCAUCAUUGCUAACAAGCAAAAUGCAGUCAGGGUGAGCCAAGGCAGCAUCAAGAUAGAGUUUCAGCCUGGAAAAGAGAGCGUGAUAGAAUUCACCAUUGGCCCGGAGCCGAACGUGUACAAGGCCAAGAAUGGACACCUCAUGGUGGUUGCCACUCGGGCCAGGCCGAGGUAACACGAGGGGUAGAGGAGACACACAAGGCCCCUUGCAUAUUUCAUCAGAAACCCCAAAGCUGGAGAGAUAUGGCCACUGGAUAAACCUCUGACCUCAACUGUUAUGCACUUUAGGAUGGGCCUAUGCAAUGAAUGAUGUCAUCACUUCCUCAUUGAUUAAAUUUACACUCAUACCAUCGGAUAUUUUAAUCAGCUACUUUUUAUCAACUCACCCACCAUAAAGUGCACUAUAUUUACAAGAAGUAUUAAUAUUACUAUUGAUAGUUGUAGUUACACUGCAGUGGUACAACAAUUAUAAUACAUAUUGCAAAAAUUAAAAAUGUUGCAUGUUAAAAGCAUAAUUUUGGUAAUAUUUUUGGAUGCUUGCACUUUGGGCUGUUAUCUCUAAUGAAAUGUGUACAGUAGAAGCUUUGUAUGUUUCCUAGCAAUCAGAACAUGCAAGAUAAAACCAGAAGCAAUUCAUACAUUUAUAGAAAUUUAUUUUAGAUGUAUAAAUAUAUAACAUAUACAAUCUGUACAAUAGAUCUACGAGUGAUUGUUACACAUAUUGAUUUAUAACUGUGCAAAACUGAACUUUCUGUGAUGGGCAGCGUCAAUUUACCCCCUUGAUAAAAAGCAUGUCCAUGCAAAUCUGUUUCUGGCAGGGAGAUCUUCAGUUACACUUGUUCACCCCAAUCUUAGCAUCUAUCCAUCAUGAAGUCCAUAUUACCACCACAGGUGAGGGCUCAAGUUACCGCCAUACAAAAUAAGAACAGAAAAAGAAUAAGGGUUCAAACUAAAUAAGGUAGACUUGGAAAUAUUUGAUCCACUUCUGUGUAUUAAACAAUAACAUCUAAUAAAAAUGUCUAAGAAUAAAAACAGUGCCAUCAGGUGGCCACUUCGUGAUUAACACUUGGGUCAUUCUCUGAAUGAUCAGUGAAGCACUCAAAGCCACAUGGAAAGGAAAAUAUGACAUGAUCCACUUGUAACUACUGACAUCAUAAUUUUUUGAUCUCCUUAGGACCACUUGUGAUGAACACACAUACAACAUAGACGUUAGUUGAAACUUCGGUGAACAACCACAUAUGAUUAUGAACUUCUGCGUGCCAGAAGACAACCGUGAUACAAUUGAACACACACUGCAGUCAGUUAGCCAGACCGCAGCAAAGGAGACACAACGAACACAUGAACGGCACAGCUACACACUAAUACCGUCUCCUGGUAAUGCAUGUUAGAGAGGCGCUGUUGAGGGAAGGUCUAAGGCACGGGUGCGGUGCAA
Messenger RNA from Syngnathus typhle (broad-nosed pipefish), 4341 nucleotides. RefSeq names its product myosin IHa (gene myo1ha). Gene Ontology annotation, cellular component: microvillus; plasma membrane; actin cytoskeleton. Bases 4 to 3084 code for a protein of 1026 amino acids. The record is from RefSeq and is a predicted model, not a curated record. Lineage: Eukaryota; Metazoa; Chordata; Actinopteri; Syngnathiformes; Syngnathidae. The transcript has 31 exons. Gene Ontology annotation, biological process: vesicle transport along actin filament; actin filament organization. Gene Ontology annotation, molecular function: ATP binding; microfilament motor activity; actin filament binding.